This is a messenger RNA of Poeciliopsis prolifica (blackstripe livebearer), 1444 nucleotides long. It is a transcript of the gene rfesd, whose product is annotated as Rieske (Fe-S) domain containing. Bases 151 to 654 code for a protein of 167 amino acids. The record is from RefSeq and is a predicted model, not a curated record. Lineage: Eukaryota; Metazoa; Chordata; Actinopteri; Cyprinodontiformes; Poeciliidae. Gene Ontology annotation, molecular function: 2 iron, 2 sulfur cluster binding. The transcript is spliced from 4 exons.
ACCCAGAGGAGGCUGGACCAACUGAAGGCAGCCUGUGCAAGGAGAUAAUAGAAACGAGCCCUCCCUUCACCCCUGAGCUGUCAGCAGAGCAGUCCUUCAUUUUGACGAAGGAGUCACAGCUGCUGGGUUUCAAGACUCACCCAGGGAGCCAUGGAGGAGAAGGAGCAGUCUGGACGACUUCACUUCGUCGGCAAGAAGGAGGAACUGAUUAAAGCAAAGCGCUCUUUCCGGACUUUGGAGGGUCGAGAUGUUCUGAUUAUCUACCAUCAGGGAGUCUUCUAUGCUUUGGACUGCUACUGUUACCAUGCCGGAGGAACAUUGGAGAAUGGAGACAUAGAGGACAUCAACGGCAAGCUGUGCAUAAUUUGUCCAAAGCACAAGUACAAGAUCACUCUGGCCGAGGGCGAGGGCUUGUACAGGGGCCGUAACCCCCAGGAGAAGCCGCCGGUGUUCAGAUGGUACUCCAAGGGGGUGAAGCAGAGGGUCCACACUGUCACAGAGGAAAACGGGGAAGUCUUUGUCAAGCUCGUCAUGAUCCCAAACUGGGUCGAUUCGGACUACUACCAGGGAGAAAAAGGCAAGGUGGAAAGAGCCAGGGCCGAGGAGUCUGAGGGGGACAUGCCUGUGAUGAAAGACGAUGAGGAGGAUGAGUGAAGUUUCUCCCGCUGAUCUCAGAAUGAACUGUGACUUUUGCAAGGAUGUUCAUUGAUACAAGCCAAGAUACAACCUCCUUUAGUGUAGAAGUUUAAAAUAUAUAUGUUUGAUAAAUUAAUCAUUUCAGUCCCACGAGGUAGCCGCAUGUUUCCAUACUCUCUUUGCCUCCAUCUCUCCCUCAUGAAUUAUGCAGCUGGAUCGAUGUGAUAAAAAAGCUUUAUAGUGAUCAAUACAGUCCUGGUGUGGAGAAUCAUUUGCAUUAAAAAAUAACAGCAUCAUGCAACAUAAGUGGCUAGUUUUUUUAAUUAUUAAAGUAGUAGGUGACACAAAACAAACAUUUUGUGGAAUUAAUUGCCUUAUGUUGUACCAUCACAUGCCUUUCAAUCAUACUCAUGCUCCUUGAAUUGUUUUUUUUCUUUCAUUUUUCUUCACUAUAAAACCACAAAGUAGCAACAUAUUUCACUGGAUAUUUCUGCUAAUGGCCACUGUGUUUGCAACACUAACAUUCUCCCAGACAGCUGUGGGUUCCUCAAGCUUCUGAGGAGCUUGAGGAAGCUUGAGGAACUUGUUCUCCUUGCUGGCUCUGUGAGUUUAGUUGGAAAGCAAUGCCUUAGUUGGGUUGCAGAGCUGUUAUGCAUUAUUCUUUCCAUUUUGCACAGAGUAAAGGGCCAAGGCACACUUUUCAGAUUUUUAUUUGUAAGAAAUUUUGAUUGUCAUAGGUCAUUGUUCUUCCUCUUCACAAUAAAGGUCAGGUUCAUCUGUUUUGACACAUAAAAAUCCCCACAAAAUA